This is a messenger RNA of Eurytemora carolleeae, 1375 nucleotides long. RefSeq lists its product as uncharacterized. Gene Ontology annotation, cellular component: membrane. Gene Ontology annotation, biological process: transmembrane transport. Lineage: Eukaryota; Metazoa; Arthropoda; Copepoda; Calanoida; Temoridae. The record is from RefSeq and is a predicted model, not a curated record. The coding region runs from base 159 to 1277 and encodes 372 amino acids. Gene Ontology annotation, molecular function: transmembrane transporter activity. The transcript is spliced from 12 exons.
UAGGUGACAAUAAUAUAACUGUGAGCUUUAAUCCUUUGGUAGACGAGGUUCAGGGUAGAGCCUCUCUUAUAUCAGCCACAGCCCUUGGCAUUCAAAUAGUUCCUGCCAUACUCUCUACUCUGAUAAUAGUAAAUGGAGCGGAUAAGAUAGGACGGAAGAUGCUUUUUAUAAUUCCGGUUUUUGGAUACUUCCUCUACAAUCUAAGCUUCACGCUGAACUGGUAUUACAAGGAGGUGAGCUCCUGGCUACUAACUGCUGAAGCUGUUCAUGAGUGUUUAGGAGGUCGUCAUGUUAUAACAGUUGCUGCUAUUCUUUAUAUCAGUGAUAUAUCAACUCCAGAACACAGAACAUUAAGAAUGAACAUAGUUGGUCUAAUUGAGCUUGUUGCUUCUGCUAUUGGUACAGGAGUAGCCGGUACUCUUCUAACAGCUGAAAACAUACUUGGAAGCCCUGGUCAUGAUGAUAUCUACAAUGGUUUCUACAGUGUAUAUGGAAUCUCUACCUGUCUCUAUAUUAUUGGGAUACUGUAUAUUAUAUUCAUAGUGAAGGAGACAAGAACAAAAGAUAAAAUAACAGAAAAGUUGGCAAUCUCAAAUAUCUUCUCUCCAACUAAGAUUGUUGGGACUUUAAAAUCCGUGUUUAGAAAACGUGAACAUGGAAUUAGAAAAUAUAUUGUUCUUCUGAUUCUGACAUAUAUUCUGAUUGCAAUAAACUAUGGUGGUGUAUAUCUAAGUGGUUCUCUUUGGCUUUAUUAUCAGAAGCUUGGAUGGACUAUAGAUGAAUUUACAACAUUUAUCAGCAUUCACGGUAUUAUGGUCCUGUUCGGCUGCCUGACCGUUGUAAUGUUCCUGAUCAAGAAACAAGUUCAUGACAUGACCUUGGGGUUCGUCGGUGAAGUGUGCGCAAUAUGUUCGAUGCUUGUCUACGUGUUCACCCCCUACGGGAACCACUGGGUUCCCUACCUCUCUAUUAUCUUCAGCCUGGUCACUGGUGUCGUUGGAACAGUUUGCAAAUCUCAGCUCUCUAAGAUUGUGCCAUCGGAUGAGAUCUCUAACGUAAUGGCCAUCUUCGGUAUGUUGAUACCUGUCACCACCAUCGGGCCGCCAAUCUUUAACCUCGUGUAUAAAUGGAGUCUGGAUCUUGCCGCGUGUAAUUCUGUGGAGCGCGGGGAGAAGGAUUGGUGUUCAGCUGUUUUUAUUGGGUUUGGAUCAAGCUUACUCUUCAUUAAUGCCGCCAUUUUUGGUUACUUGAGGGUAUCAAUCGGUAGAAAUAAAUAAGAUAUAUGUUUAAUCAUAUUAAUCAAAUGAUAAUGUAAAUCAAUUCUUUUUAUUUUUUAAUUCUUUUCACAAAUAUGCAUAAAAAAGUGUUAUCAAAA